GAUCGAGCUGCAAGUAUUAUUAGUUUACUAACUAUAUUGUUUUAUAAUCGACCGUUAACUACCUCUCUAAGAAGUAGUUUACAUUCGCUGUCCAUCUGUUUUUAGUAAUUUACUCUGACGAUAUGCCCCAUUGUUGUGUUAAAUGAGUUUACAUCCUUGGCGUCCUUUGUAAUGAACGCGAGAGCGACUUUAGUCCAGAUAGCGUUCGUCGUGUUUACGCUGCUAUUAUCGGUAAGUGUUUGCUCACAGUUAACGGUGCUUGUUCGUCUCAACGAUGGUCAAAUAACGGAGGAGCAAUUAGAGGCGGAUAGUGAGAAGGACAUUAUAACAGUGGAGUUCAGGCAGACAGACGGGACUCUCAUUACAUUCCUGUCUGAUUUCAAGCGCCAUGUGAAGAUCUUUCGUGCACUGGUGCUUGGGGAGCCAGAGAAGGGCCAAUCUCAGUACCAGGCCCUCUGCUUCGUCUCACAUUUGGAUCAUGGAGAGCUCAUCCCGAGUGAGGCCAUGGCUCGACUCAGACAGAAAAACGCUCAUGUGGUGCGAAGUGCGGACGAGAGACGCAGUGUUGAACAGUUCACUAUGAAUGCAGUGCUCAACAUGACUCGCUCCUGGCACCUCAGUACUCAUAUUCAUAAUGUCUGCAGGGAUGCACGAGACCUGGUGUACACACGACAGCAAGAUGUCAAAUACUGGCUGGAGAAAGGGGUUGAAGGUUCAAUAUUUGAUGUCUUUCCUCAGAGUUUGAAUGUGACUGACUUGCAGAGCUGCAGCUCCACAACAGACCCAUGGCAGCCCUGCGCCUGCAGUUACAGGUUAAACCUGGAGUGGUUCCCCUGUCAGCUGAAGUACUGCCGGGGCCAGGGCCCGAACCCUUACAAAUGCGGCAUUAAGAGCUGCAGCAAAGGCUACCGCUUCGACUUCUACACGCCUCAUAAACAGCUGUGCCCUUGGGAUGAGGACAAUUAGCAGCACCUGACAAAGGAAAUUUGUUUUUCUUAAAAUAAUGUGUUUGUUUGUGGGAAACAUUUUUGCAAGGUACUCUACAACAAUGCAAAACUUUUUCUUAAAGGAACUGUUUUGAUAAUGACAUUAUCUAGAAAUUACUUGUGCACUUCAGUGAUUUGAAAGCAGCUAUACAUUUUGUCUCAACAGGGAACUUUCUCUGACUCUUAUGCCUUCAAUGGGAGUGAAAGAAUGGAUAUUUUGAUGUGGAUUGUCAAGCCAUUUAUCUUUUUUACUUUGGGACAUCACUACAAUGGUACCUCAGGGCAGGAAAUUGUUUUAUUAUUAUAAGUUGUAUGUUCUGCUUAGGGCAGCUGUAUUGUAGCUCUUGUUUUCAUUCUGUUUAGUUUGUACGUUAGUAAAUUUUUGCGUUAAAAUAUUUGAAUGUUAAAGUCUUAGCUAUCCAUACAUUCCCAGUAUUGAUGACAUUAGUAUAAAGGAGAGUAUUUUGAUAAAUAUUCAAAUCCCAUUCUACAAAAGGUUUACAAUAUGAUGUCUGAAUGUGGGUAUUUCUGUUUUUUCCUUUGUAUUUUAAAAGGUUUCUAUGCUGUUUGAUCUUUUACGGUUGAACCUUAUUCAUUCUUUUUUACUUGGUUUUACCAUGUUGCCUUCACUAAUGUUAUAAAUGGAAUGGAAUAGUUCAGACAAAUGAAAAUCGACUCACCCUCAGGCCAUCCAACAUGUAGAUAAGAUUUUUUUAUUCUUCAUCAGAACAGAUUUGGAGAAAGUUAGUAUUACAUCACUUGCAAGUGAUGUAAUACUACCCUGCUUUAAACUCAUAACGGACAUAUGCAUGUGUCUGCGGUGUCAGACAUCCUGCCAAACUCAGCACGUGCACCACCUGUGCCUGAUCCCUCUGUCCCAGUACUUUCAAAGGAGUAGUUUACACAAACAUUUUCUGAAGGUUAUGAGUUCUGCAGUGAAUGGGUGCCGUCAGAAUGAGAGCUCAAACGGCUGAUAAAAACAUCACAAUAAUCCACACAACUCUAGUUGAUCAAUUAAUGUCUUGUAAAGUGAAAAACUAUGUGAGAACCAGUUGGUAAGAACAUUUUUUUUUUUUUUUUGGUGAACAAUUCCUUAAGUGAUUCUUGUGAUUCUGCCUACUGCACUGUAAAAAACAAAAAAAACAAAAGUUGAGUCAACUUAAGGCAACCACCUUCAGCAGAUUUGUGAGUUUUCUCAACUUGUCGUUUUAAGUUUAUACAACAUAAAUUUGAGAAUCUCCCACAAAAAUAAGUUGAGCAAACUCAAAAAUCUGCUGAAGCUGGUUGCCUUAAAAUUUUAAGUUGGCUCAACUUUUUUUUUUUUUUACAGUGUGCAUUGUCAAAGUAUUGUAAUAUAAAGUAUUGUAAUGCAAUAUCUGCAACAGUUUAACUGCUGCAGAAUAAUAUCUUCGAGUUUUCAAUACCAUCAUAAACAUUUUCAAGACAAUUCACAUUUUUGCUCUCUGUUUAUGAAGCUAGGAAUGUAAAGCUGCAAAAAAAGGCCUAAGUGGCUGCUAAAAUAGUGUCUCUGAACAUAUUGUGAUGUCAAUUUAUUGCAAAUUUAUUCAGUAGAUGCCAAAUUUCUUAUUCUCUGCUAAGUUGCUCUCUAUAGCCUUGACUAAUUCUAAUUUACAUUUCAAUUGCAGCUGUCUUAUGAAGAGUCUUUUGCUUUGGUUUGUGAUAUACAACAUGGGUGUGUGAGCUUCAGUCUGGCGAGGCUCUGUAUUCUCUUCUCUCACUCUCUGCUCUCUUGUGUCACUGUCCUAAAAUGAUUUGCUAGUUUCUCUAAUUCAUAUUUUUAAGCUUUUUCCAGACAUUGUUUUUUUUUUUUCUUGUAGUAUGAAAAGUAUUUACAAGAUAAAGCAUUUGCAGUGGAUUAAUGUGUAAUGCAGUAUAUUAUUCACAUAACUGUACCAAAUGUUGUGUUCUACUACCUCACAACAAGAGACCUCAAUGUGUAUUUUUACAUUUAUAUCAUGUAAAGUUUAUUUUAUUACGGUUAUUUGCAAUCACUUUGGUACUAAUUUUAGAUCUCUCAUGUCUUUUGUUCAACAGUCUGGACACAAAACUCCUAACAGGUUUUACAUGUAACACAAAACAUUGCAUUGUGUAUUCGUAUCUUUAAACCGUGCACUUGCAGAAUCAUUGGUUACAACUUAUUUUUCAUGAAAUACUAUAGGAAUAUUUACUUGGAUCACCCACACAAGACACUUUCACUGUGUGGUUCAAAAGGACUAGUAGAGAGAGAAUACUGCAGACACAGUGGAAUCAUUAAACAAAAUCAGAAAUUUAUAGAUGAAAUGCCAAAGCAGCUGACAGUAUUGGAAAGCAAUUACAAUAUACUGUUAUGUCAAAUCUGUAAAUAUGGUCUUAUCAAUUGUGGUAGAUAAUGUAAGGAUGACUGGUUAAAAAAUAUUUAACAUUCUUUUUGGACUUUUUUUUUUACUUUUACUGACAGUUGUCAGACUGAGUGACACACGUAUGAUCUGCCUGGCUGUCUGCUUCUUGUGAACAAUGAAAUAUUAUGGCAUUUCCAUUGUAACUCUCAGACAAUUCAAAUAUAC
Molecule: messenger RNA, 3550 nt
Organism: Onychostoma macrolepis
Lineage: Eukaryota; Metazoa; Chordata; Actinopteri; Cypriniformes; Cyprinidae
Gene: oafb
Product: OAF homolog b (Drosophila)
Exons: 4
Coding region: 172-966 (264 amino acids)
Source: RefSeq, a predicted model, not a curated record